Messenger RNA from Solanum tuberosum (potato), 733 nucleotides. RefSeq names its product probable acetyltransferase NATA1-like. NCBI's taxonomy places the organism in Eukaryota, Viridiplantae, Streptophyta, Magnoliopsida, Solanales, Solanaceae. The coding region runs from base 1 to 546 and encodes 181 amino acids. Gene Ontology annotation, molecular function: N-acetyltransferase activity. The record is from RefSeq and is a predicted model, not a curated record. The transcript has 3 exons.
AUGGCCGCCGCAGCACCUCCACCGCCGCCGUCGCCUACCCCCGCCGUCAUUUCUGAGGACUUGCUUCCGACUGGCUACAAUUGUGGUUGCUGGGUUUGUGUUGUUGAAGUUUCUCAAACCCCUUUCCCUCUAAUCGACCAAUACUACCCAAAUUUCAGCCCCAUUCAUAAAACGGUAAAUCUGGAUCUCCCGAUUACCGACCCGCAAGCGGAAACGUUCAGAUCGUGUGGAAAUGAUGUUGAGGUUGCUGGGUUUGUGUUGUUUUUUCCUAAUUAUUCGUCCUUCUUAGCGAAACCUGGGUUUUACAUCGAGGAUAUAUUUGUGAGAGAGUGUUAUAGGAGGAAAGGUUUUGGGAAGAUGUUGUUGUCAGCUGUGGCUGCUCAGGCGGCGAAAAUGGGGUAUGGAAGAGUGGAAUGGGUGGUUCUAGAUUGGAAUGUGAAUGCGAUCAAGUUUUAUGAAGAAAUGGGAGCUCAAAUUAUGCAGGAAUGGAGGGUUUGUAGGCUGACUGGUGAUGCCCUUCAAGCCUUUGCAAAUAUCAACAUUUGAGUUUGAAAUUGUCUUCAAUUUUACACCCAAUACUACUCCACUGUUAUGUGUGUGGAUGUAAGUGUUAUCAGUAGGAAUUAAAUAAAGAAUUUCACUUGUUUUUGCAAUUUGAUCUUUUGUUUCAGCUUGUGAUUCUGUGUUUGGAAUGAUAGUUUUACUUCUAUCUGAUUAGGAAGGUUUAUUUCCA